UUAAAGUUUGUUUAAGUAAAUAUAUUGCAAAAUACAUUAGUGCCAAUUGUAUUUUUUAAAAGCUUUUGCUUAAUUAAAGAAAAAAUAUUAAAAAAAAUUUAAUAAAUAAAAUCAUCAAUUGCAACUUUAUAUUCAACACUAUGCUUCAACAAUUAUUAAACAAAAUGGGUCUGCAGCAGCAAAAAUUCUAUAUGGUUCUGUGUAUCUUAGCCAUUUUAACAGAUUCACUGGCACGUGCACAAGUCAAUGUGGAACCCAAUACAGCUGUAUUAAAUGAAGGUGAUCCCACAGAAUUGUUGUGUCGUUUUGCUCAUCAUACAAUAACGUAUUGUCGAAUUGAAAUACCCGGUGAACCGAAAGUUUUUAAUUUAUCUCCUGAUUGGAAUAAAACUCCUGGUUUUACGUACUUUGGCAAAGGUUUGCAGGCUGGCGAGUGUGGUGUUAGCAUACAACGUGUAAAGGCUGUCAAUAAUGGCCAGGUUAAAUGUAAUCUGGGUGUGGAGGGUGAAGAAUUAUCGGGCACUAUUGAUUUGGUGGUGGCAUUGCGUCCCAAACAGCCUUUGGUUGAAUUGAUUACCAAACCCGACCGUGAGGGUUAUUUCAGUGAGGGCAGCACCUUCCAGGCUCGUUGUAUUGUGCCCGAUGGCCGUCCAGCUGCCAAUAUUACCUGGUUGAUUGAUAACCAACCUGCCGAUAAGCGUCUUGGUCAAUUGGAGGUUGUAGCUUCGAAUAGUCCCAGUGGCUUGGAAUUGUCUACCACCAUCCAAGAGAUCCAAUGGCAUUUGAGUCCUGAGGAUAAUGGCCGCAAAUUGAUUUGCCGUUCUCAUCAUCAGACAGAUCGUGAAAAUUUACCACCUCAAGAGGGUUCAUUCAAUUUGUUAGUGCGUUAUGCCCCCAUCCGUCAAGAAGAAACUCUCGUUUAUGGCCUAUACCUCGAACACACCGUCACCGUUAACUUGACCAUACGCUCCAAUCCCGCACCCAUUGUCGAGUGGACUGUUGAUGGCAAUGUGAUACGUCAGGGCGAACAAGAUGGUCGUUUCUCUGUUUUUGAACCUGUCUACUUGGGACAAGACAUGUACAAUGUAACAUUAAUCAUUGCCGGUUUGACCCUGGAAGACACCAUGAAGACAUACAAUUUGAGAGCAUCGAAUGCAUUAGGCUCAACAGACUAUACCGUACGCAUUAGUUCAUCGGCCACACCACCAGCAACUGGUUUGGAAAUUGGUGCUAUUGUUGGCAUUGUUGUAGCGGUGGCAAUACUUGUCUUAAUCGUACUCUUGGUAUUGUUUGCACGUGCCACUGGUAGAUGGUGUUUUGGAGGAGCCACCCUUAACACCGACAUUGGACCCGACUCUGAAGCCCAAAUUAAUCCCCAACACAAUGAUGAUUUCGAUGGCAGAGAGUUCAAUAAUGGUGAGGAACACAUUGACACCACACACCAAACAGAAGAACCCACACCUCCUGUCACCGAUAAACUAGAGACCCAAAAGAAGGCUGAUCUCAAAAAUAAUGGCUCAAAGACCACAACAACGACAACUGCCACUAAUGGUAAUGGACAUGCUGCAGACAACAAAACAAAUACAUCGGUCUAACAUGUUUUUCCACUACAAUUAAACAACUAAUAUAACAGAAACAAAAAAUUAACAAUUUUUUUAUAAUUAAAUUUAGAGACAUUAUGACAGACAACGAUAUUUUUUUAUAUAAAAAAAAACAAACUCAUUUUUAAACAAAAUUUAAAUCUUCCUAAAAUUAAAGCCUUAAUAAAUAAACUAUUAAAGAGCAAGACAGCUAGCAAAAGUAAUUUGUUUAAAAAUAUUAAAUUAAAUAACAAAUUUUCUUUUGUUUGAUGUAACUAAUAGAGUUUUUAUAUAUUAAGGCUAAAAAUAAUUUAAUUUAUUGCCUGGAAUUGUAUUGCAAACCAUGACAAUUUGUACACACUUAGAUUUUCCAUAUAUAUAUUUUUUUUAUAACCCAGUUUAGAAACCUUUAAGGAUUUUUUCAAUUAGAUUUUUAAGUAAGUUAAACAAAAACAUGAAAUCUCAAACAUUAAGCACAUUUUGAAAAGAGCACAAAUUUUUUUUAUAUAAAAAUCUAAAAAAAAAAACGAAAAAAUAAAAUUAAAAACAACAAUGGUAUAUAAUAAUUUUAUAAUUUUUAACAAAUUAUUGUGAAUGCCCGUAAGAAAUAUUUUAUUAUAUAUAUAUAUAAUUUUUUUUUAUUUUAAUUUGUUUAUAAUUAUAAGCCAAGUAUUGUGUUUAGUAUGAUAUUUUUUAUCUUUAAACUCGAAUAAUUUUCACAAAUCUCCAAUAUAUUACAUAAACCUCAAUAAUAUUGUUAAACCGUCCUAAAUCAUAUAUAUUUUAUCCUCACAUUAAAUUAUGUACUUAAAUUUUACAUAGCAUUUUUUUAAUACAAAUUGAAUUAAAUCAAACAGAAUCUAUCUUUAUAAAUUAUUAUUAUAACCUCAUGUCAAAUGUUUUUUAUACUAUUUAUACUAUAUUUGUAUGUACUAUAUAUGAGAAAAAAAAAUAAAAACAAUUUUUGUCUAUUUACUAUAAAAAUCAAUUAAGCUAAAUAAUAAAUAAACUUUACAACUAAAUUUUAAAAAAUAAAAA
Calliphora vicina (urban bluebottle blowfly) is the source of this 2618-nucleotide messenger RNA. RefSeq names its product fasciclin 3 (gene Fas3). The record is from RefSeq and is a predicted model, not a curated record. Lineage: Eukaryota; Metazoa; Arthropoda; Insecta; Diptera; Calliphoridae. The transcript is spliced from 5 exons. The coding region runs from base 141 to 1595 and encodes 484 amino acids.